AUGUCAGAAACAGGACAACAAAACGCUGCUGCUGCCGCUGCCGCCGCUGCUGGUGAGGAGAAGAGCAAAAAGGCAUUGAACAGAGAACUAAAGAAACAACAAAAGGAAGAGAAGAAGAAGGCUUUCAAGCAACCAGGAGAUGGUCAACAGAAGCCACAACAACCAAAGGAGGAGAUUGUUACAAGUGGUGAGAACUUUGGAAAGCUCACUUUGAAUCAAUCACAGGAACGCCCAGGUCGCACAUUCACUCGUGUAGCCGACCUCAACCCCUCGCUCGAGGGCCAAGAGGUGCUGCUGUUUGCCCGUGUGCACGUGUCGAGAGCCCAGGGCAACAAGCUGGUGUUCAUCUCGCUGCGCGACGCCCUGUCCACCGUGCAGGCCGUUCUGCUCAUGUCGGACUUCAUCACCAAGUCGAUGCUCAAGUUUGCCGCAGGCAUCACCAAGGAGUCGAUCGUCGAGGUCAAGGGCAAGGUCGUCAAGACCACCGCACCAAUCGAGUCGUGCACUCAGAAGGACGUCGAGAUUGCCGUGCUCAGCCUGUUCAUCGUGUCUGAGGCCCUGCACCUGCCACUGCAGAUUGAGGACUUGGCCCGUCCCACCGAGGUGUUUGAGCGUCAGCGUCAGGACGUCGCUGCCAUCGAGCAGAAGCUCCAGGACCUCUCACUGUCUGAGGAGGUCAAGAAGGGCCUCGAGGAGGACAAGUCCAAGGCCAACAAGUUUGCUGAGGUCCUGCAGGACACCAGACUGAACAACCGUGUGCUCGACCUUCGUGUGCCUGCCAACCAGGCCAUCUUCAAGCUGCAGUCGGCCGUCGGCAUGCUCUUCAGAGAGUACCUGCUCAACAAAAACUUCAUCGAGAUCCACUCGCCAAAGAUGAUCUCGUCGGCCAGUGAGUCGGGCGCAUCAGUCUUCAAGCUGGGCUACUUUGACACUCACGCCUACCUUGCCCAAUCGCCACAGUUCUACAAGCAGAUGGCCAUCUGUGCGGAUAUGGAGCGCGUCUUUGAGAUCGGACCAGUGUUCCGUGCCGAGAACUCGCUCACUCAUCGUCACUUGACUGAGUUUGUUGGACUCGAUAUUGAGAUGGCGUUCCGCGAGCACUACCACGAGGUGUUGGACGAGCUCGACAACCUGAUGACCUCGAUCUUUGAGGGACUCGAGAAGCGCUUCGCCAAGGAGAUCGAGUCGGUUAAGGCUCAGUACGGAUUCGAGCCAUUCAAGUACACGCGCCCAUCGCCCCGCUUCACCUUUGACCAGGCUGCAGCGAUGCUCAAGGCCAUCGGUGAGGAGGUCGUCGACAACGACAUCAGCACCGCCCAGGAAAAGAAGCUGGGCAAGAUCAUCAAGGAGUCGCACGGCGUCGACUUUUACAUCAUCGACAAGUUCUACGCCACCGCCCGUCCAUUCUACACGAUGCGCGACCCCGCCAACCCUCUGCUGGCCAACGCCUACGAUCUCUUCAUGAGAGGUGAGGAGAUCUGCUCGGGCGCACAGCGUAUCCACGACGCCAAGAUGCUCGAGGAGAAUGCCAUCAGCCACGGAAUCAACGUGGCCUCCAUCCAGGACUACAUCGACGCUUUCAAGUAUGGCGCGUCGCCUCACGCUGGUGGUGGUGUCGGUCUCGAGAGAGUUGUCAUGCUGUACCUCGGCAUUGGCAACAUCCGCAAGACCUCCAUGUUCCCACGUGACCCCAAGAGACUCACUCCAUAA
Molecule: messenger RNA, 1710 nt
Organism: Acytostelium subglobosum LB1
Lineage: Eukaryota; Evosea; Eumycetozoa; Acytosteliales; Acytosteliaceae
Exons: 2
Coding region: 1-1710 (569 amino acids)
Biological process (GO): aspartyl-tRNA aminoacylation
Cellular component (GO): aminoacyl-tRNA synthetase multienzyme complex; cytosol; cytoplasm
Molecular function (GO): aspartate-tRNA ligase activity; ATP binding; RNA binding
Source: RefSeq, a predicted model, not a curated record